AUGUUGUCCCAUCUUCGCUUCCACCGACGCGGCCCCUCGAACCCCUCGUCUCCCAACCCUGACCAGGCGGCGGCCCCUUCUCCCUGGGAGCACUCCCCCUCCAACGCGCAACCUCCCUUCCUCCAGCAAGAUGUGCCCUCAAAUGACGCCCGCUCCCCGUCUGUCGCCGUCUCGUCGCCUGUUCUGCCCCCCACACUGCCCCCCAUCACCCGCGUCACCUCGUCCGAAGCCGAAUCCCAGCUCGACUACAUUCCAGCCCCCGAUCCAAAGGUGUCCCUGUCCCGCCAAUCGGUCAAGUCCCCCUUCAAUGACGAGUCUGGCUUUAUGGGCGGCGUAGCGUUGCAAAAAUAUCGCCGCGAACAACAGCAGCAGCUGCUGCAGGAACAACAACACCAACACCAGCAACAGCAACAGCAGCAACAAGCACUACAACCGCAGACCACGAGGAAGCCAGACACCCUCAACGUGUACUCGCACACACUCGCGCCGACAUCACCAAGUGCUGUACCUGUCCCUCCCGGAACCGCACAAGAAUCUCGCCCAGGACUUCCGGCGUUACAGACACAACCCCAGAAUCAAGCCAUCUCCGGUCGACGCCCGCCCGCCCCAAGGCUCGCCACCGAGCCGAGCCCCGUGGCUGCCCCCAACAACGAUAUCGAGGUAUCCAAGGGCAGGAGAGCCUUGCCGUUCCUCAAAAACCCCAUGUCGACCCUAUUGAUGCGUCGGAGCAAGACGAACCACAACGCGCCCGAAGUCACGCCUCUUCCUCUGAACGAGAACUUCCGUCAGCCUUCCUAUGACCCCCGCAUCAGAGGUACGCGUGUUCACGACUUCAGCGCGCCCCGCUCGACGCGCAGACCCGUGCCUUCGCCCUUGCCCGAUCAGAUCGAUGGAGAGGACCAGGCAGGUCUCUUCAAAACGUCGUCGAGAGACGGCUCGCGUGACCUCUUGACCCAGGGCAGGCACAAAAGUAAUGCUUCCGACUCCGGUCAGUCCGGGUCGUUUGGAACCGCUUCACAACUGCUUCCCGACGCCGGCAGCAUCGCCUCGAAUAAGACAAGGAGCAGCUCCAACCUCGACAGGAAGCCCCUGCCUGAGCCACCAAGCGUGCCAGAGGAGAACAUUCCUCCCUCUGUUCGCUCCACCUCAUCAGCUUCCAGGGUAGCCCCGAACGAGGCUGUGGCCGUACUGAGAGCUUCAGCUCCGUCCACGAGAACCAAUCGAUCCCGCAAUGCAUCCAUUGGUGCACUUUCUGGCAAAGAUGUUCUAUCUUCUGUACCCCGCCAUAUGAAGAGCACAUCCUCCAGGUUCAGCUUUGAUAUGGUUGGUGCAGCCAAGCAGGAAAAGCUGCUGGAGGAGAGGCAUCGACAGCGCGAAUUGGAAAAGAAGACGAACGAGCCCGAGUCUGAUACGAUCCGCGACUCGAGAUUUGAUGACUUCGACGAGGAUGGCUUCGACUAUGAUGCCAUGAUGGAAGACGAUGGUCUUGAGGAGCCGAUCCCAAUGGCUGACGAUGACUAUGGCUAUGAUGACGGGUUCGAAGAACCCAUCCCCAUGUCUCACGACGAUUACGAUGAUGGCUUCGAAGAGCGCAUUCCCAUCAAGUCGGACGAAUACGAUGUCGAAGAAGAGCCUGUUCCCGUGACCGACGAUGACUACGACGAGGAUGAGGAGCCCUUUCCCUACGAGAACCUCCUAAGCAGCAAGCUACCAGCAGAGGCCCUGCCUGUCGCCGAGGCCGAUACCGCAAAGGACCCUGACGAUGACCAAGAGAAUUUCGCCGGCUUUGUUUUCCAACGCUCCAAUCCGACUUCCGAGCUUGCCACCCCUCGAAGCGCGGGGUUACUUGUCACCCCGCGGGAUGCAGAUGGCAAGGUCAUUGGAUUCGCCAUGUCGAGUACGCCCGGGCUGCCAGCCACCGUAUCCCCAGAACUUCCCGCCGAAUCGUCUCUGCCAUUGGAUGGCGACCACGAUGUGGCCGGCCUUGGAAUCCGAGGUCUCAAUCUGGCCGACCACACCGACUCCAUGGCAGUGGAGCAGACCACCGUUCCGGAGCACACUGCGACAGCCGAUGAGCCAACACUGGCAGGUCCACCAGCAAGAAAGGAUGAUCUGUACUUCGAUGGUGGGCUGCUGGAUGAGAUGGAAUUUGCGGGCGAAGGCGAUGGCUCGACGUUUGAUGAAUCCAUCUUUGAUAUGAUCGACACGGAUAAGUACGGACGUCCGAUCCCAGGCGCAUUUGCCGCCGCUCAGGCAUCCCGACAGGCCUCACACGCGGCAGUCGAGGCAGCGGCGGCGGAGGAGCAGAGCAAACGCGUCUCGGACAGCACCUCCCGACUCUCGGCACUUUCCGGAGCGGACCCGUCCACGGCGCAUACGUCUCUGAGCGUCGGCGUGCGGCACUUGUCUGGUGCCAGCCACGAGGGCGAGGGGCUGCCGUCCGACAGAGCCUCGGCACGGACGAUCCCUGGCCCCGAGCAAGACAAGAUGGCCGUCUACCAAGCAGCUCUGGCCGCUGCGGCAAAUGAAGCGGCGGCGAACGGCAAGUUCCGGAGGGACUCAUCCCCUCCGCCAAGCGAGAUCAUGUCGGCCGGUCCAGAGCUCUCCCAAGAUUUCACGGACGACUCUCACCUGGACACAGUCUCGUUCGACGAUUACGAAGACGAUUAUGCACAGGACAUGGACGGGUAUGAUUUUGACGACGACGCUAUCAUUGCCGAGGCCAACGCAGAUGCACUCGCCAAUGACGGCGACGGCUGGUACGGAUCCGAGUUUGGCUUUUACUCUGCCCCAGGCCCCCAACGUCACAGCCGGGAUAAUUCCGACGAAAAGACGUUUGAAUACUCCAACGGGGGCUUCUUUGGACCCUCAGGCGUCAACAGGUCCAAGUCGGGACGUGUUGUGUCCCGCGAGCCCAAUCUGACACCGAUUACGGAACGUUCAGAGUACUCUAACCGCAACUCGAUCAUGAGCCUUGCCGUGCCGCCCCUGGGCUCCGGCCCAUCCAGUCUUGCGAGUCCUGGCCUGGCUCAACUGGCCAUGAUGGCCGACGGCGACGACAACAUGAACCUGUCGGCGCUGUUGCGACUGCGAUCCAGGGCGUGGGGUGGGUCGCAGAUCAGUCUCAACUCGAGCCGCGAGGGAUCACCAAUGUCGGAGCGCGGAGACGGUGCGAGCUCGCCGUGGGGGUCGAUACCGCCAAACAGUUUUCUCAGCCAUUACGGACACGGGCGCAAGAACUCAUCCUUCUCCAUGCGCAGUCGCGACGUGGACUCGUCCGAAGCCGGCAGUGCGUCUGGCUCGCCCACACUGACCAUGUCGAUCCCCAUGAUGAGCUCGCCGCCCCCGCCGCUCCCGUCCAUGAUCCCCACGAGCCCGCUCAGCUUCUCGGCGUCGAACAAUGCGCCAUCGUACCUGUCGUUCCACGAGCCGGUGCUGCCAUCCAUUGAACAGGAUGGCGAGUCCUCUACGUUCAGCAACACGGCGAGUCCUGAGUUCCAGAGCCCCGACUUGUCGCACCCGAAUCUCUCUUCGCCGCCGUCGAAUGCGUCGUCAUCGCGUAGACCAGGACUGGGCCACAAGCACAAGAGCUCGGCCGACAGCAUCUCCUAUAUCAAAGAGGAGGAUCGAGGCGAGUCGCGGUGGAUCUUGGAGAGGCGCUACACGGCCGAAACGGGGCAGGUCGAGGUGGAACGCGAAGUCCUCGAGAAGGGGCGUAUCUGA
Molecule: messenger RNA, 3723 nt
Organism: Verticillium nonalfalfae
Lineage: Eukaryota; Fungi; Ascomycota; Sordariomycetes; Glomerellales; Plectosphaerellaceae
Exons: 1
Coding region: 1-3723 (1240 amino acids)
Source: RefSeq, a predicted model, not a curated record